CACUUUGCAACAUGAUCCGCGCACACCACGGAGAGGCCGGGCUCUGCGGUCCUUCAUCCUGCCGUCCCACCUCACCACAUGGAGACCGGAUAGAGCCACAGUGAACGGGGAAUGAAAGAGGUGGACCAUCUUCCUCUGUCGGCUGUCUAUAUGAACCCGCACAGCAUCAGCAGCGUCUGAUAGCCUACAGCAAAGGCAAACACAGAGAUGAGGGCGACGGGAAGUAGUAGCCUACUGCUACCAGUGCUUAUUGCGGUCUGCGUCAAAACCUCUCGCUCCUUCAGAAGAUAAUGCCCUCGGUGCCUCUUAAAGGACUUUCUGGGUUUAUUAUUUGCUUGCUGCAGGGGUCCAUGUCAGUAGCCUAUCUCGUGGGGGAAAGUCCAGCAGGGACAGUGAUGGUCACCCCGUCUCCAGCCUCUCAGUCACUCUCAGCCUCUGCACUGUAAGGAGAAGCUCGUCCUGCCUGGGGGACUGGGCUUGUGAAGGAAUAUGCAGAGAUAAAAACAAUUGUUGUUGUUGUUGUUGUUGUUGUUGUUUUUGUUGCUGCUGCAUACAAACCAGACAGAGCCUUAAUUGGAUUAUCGGGUGUUGUUGUUUACCAACAUGAACUCGCUGUUUUUCUCCGACACUCCGCCCGGGCCGAUGUGCAACGUCCCCACCGGGUCGGGCGCGGUGACCAGCGCACUGCGAAAUGACCUGGGCUCCAACAUCCAUGUGCUGAAAACCCUCAACCUGCGGUUCCGCUGCUUCCUUGCCAAAGUCCACGAACUGGAGAGGAGAAACAAACUCCUGGAGAGCCAGCUGCAGCAAGCUCUGCUAAGAACGCAGUACCGCCACCUUUACGCCCGUGAUGUUGCCGUGCAGACGGACGGCCCCGAUUCCCGAUUGCCGGGCACCAUCUGGAGUUUCACCCACGUCCGGAGGCAAGGGGAGCGCUUAGAGACCCUGCGCGGGCCCGGGUUAUCGUGGUCGCAUCCGGACGGAGUUGGGGUCCAAAUAGACACCAUUACCCCAGAACUGAGGGCUCUGUAUAACGUGUUGGCCAAAGUCAAGCGGGAGAGGGACGAGUAUAGGAAAAAAUGGGAGGAGGAGCUGUCCAAGCGAGAGCAGCUGGAGUCCACGGUGGAAACCAUGCAGCAGAGCGCCCAGGAGUCAACCGAGGUCCAGGAUGAGCUGAGCGAGAAGGUGGACAGACUGAAGGCUGAACUCGUGGUCUUCAAGAGUCUUAUGACUGAUCAAAUGUCUGACCUGGACACCCAGAUCCAGGAGAAAGCCAGGCGGGUGGACAUGGACAUCUGCAGGCGAAUCGACAUCACGGCCAAACUGUGCGAUGUGGCUCAGCAACGCAACUCGGAGGACAUGUCGAAGAUGUUCAACGUCAGAAAAAAAGAGCGUAAAGCCAUGUCCGAUGAAGAGGGUUCAGAGAUGGAUGCUGAGCCCAGCCCUUCAGAGGACGAUGCCCCCGGGUCACUCAACAUCACGGACGAAAUGAAACGCAUGCUCAACCAGCUGCGCGAGACGUUUGAAAUUGAUGACGACUGCGACAGUUUGACGUGGGAGGAAAACGAGGAGACUCUGUUGCUCUGGGAGGACUUCACAAACUACAACAUGCCGUGCACCAUCACCGCAACGCCCGGCACAACCGCCGCCCCCGCCGAUGGCAACGGUGAAGCCCCUGAUCCAGACUCCCAGGAUGGAAGUCUUGGCAGCCUCAUUGAUGAGACAGAGUCACUAUUUAAGACCAGAGAGCAGGAGUACCAGGAGACCAUCGGCCAGAUCGAGUUGGAAUUGGCCACAGCAAAGAGUGACAUGAACCGACAUCUGCACGAAUACAUGGAGAUGUGCAGCAUGAAGCGAGGCCUGGACGUGCAGAUGGAGACCUGUCGGAGAAUGAUUAAAGGCGGCAGGAACUCUCCCUCGGUCAGCUCUGUGGCCAGCAGCGACUCAGGGAACACGGACGAGAUCCAGGAUGAGAUUUCGGACAAGGACGCGGAGGCUGAAGUCCCUGUUAGUUGAUGGCUGCAUAGCCCGGGCGCUGUCCUAUCUCUUCCUGAACUCCCCUCGUUGUCACAGGGGUCAAAUGUGUAUAGAGGUCCACCCUGCUAGAAAGGUGGAGCAACCUAAAUCUGGGCCUGUUUGACCUAUUAAAAGUUCUGAUGGUCGUGCUAACUGAUGCAGGCCCAGAACUGAACUGGUGCUUUUAUACAAUUUCUGUUGUUUAGGAAGUGGUGGGGGCGUCUUUGCUUCACAUUGAGAACAGGUGCAAAUAAGAGUCCAAGCUGUGCUGUCUUCCUCUUCACAUCAUUUUAGGGGAGAGAAAAAAAAUUCUCUAAUAUUUUAAACUGGCUGAGAAGUGUUUUGUACAAAUUCUUACCCUAUAAAUGUCCUUUUAUUCUAAAGGAAUUGAAAAUAGUACAUAUUGUGCUCCUCCACAUAGCAUUCACAAAAUAUAACAACCAUCUUUACAUAUAUUUUUUAAUGUUUCAUUUAGAUUGAAAAAUCUCUGUGCACCUGAGUUGGAACACUAUUUAGUUGUUGUUUGCAGUCCAAAUUCAACUUUUGGGGGUUUAAGUGUCUUCUGCCAAGAAGACAAAACAAGGAGUGGAGACAAAUGUUGUUAGAGUUCUGGUGGUUUCUGAGGGAACUCUGCAGAGUUGCCAAAGUUGACAGAGGAAAGGAGCACAGCCUUUUGAUGCAUCAGUGCACUACUCAAGUUCUAUGCAAUUUAGCUGGCCUUAUUUUUGGACUGGCUUUCACCCUUCCUUGUUUCUCUUCAAACCAAUACGAUUAGCCUUUUAAGCAAAGCAGGUGUUUUCUAUGUAUCUCUUUUUUUGUGUGUGUGUGUUUGAACGUGGAAUAAUCUUAGUAUGGGACAUUUGUUUUUUUUCACGGACA
Messenger RNA from Perca flavescens (yellow perch), 2895 nucleotides. It is a transcript of the gene iffo2b, whose product is annotated as intermediate filament family orphan 2b. The coding region runs from base 604 to 2016 and encodes 470 amino acids. The transcript has 8 exons. NCBI's taxonomy places the organism in Eukaryota, Metazoa, Chordata, Actinopteri, Perciformes, Percidae. The record is from RefSeq and is a predicted model, not a curated record.